This is a messenger RNA of Sarcophilus harrisii (Tasmanian devil), 4753 nucleotides long. RefSeq names its product proprotein convertase subtilisin/kexin type 7 (gene PCSK7). Lineage: Eukaryota; Metazoa; Chordata; Mammalia; Dasyuromorphia; Dasyuridae. The coding region runs from base 654 to 3041 and encodes 795 amino acids. The record is from RefSeq and is a predicted model, not a curated record. Gene Ontology annotation, cellular component: Golgi membrane; trans-Golgi network. Gene Ontology annotation, molecular function: serine-type endopeptidase activity. Gene Ontology annotation, biological process: protein processing. The transcript has 17 exons.
GCGUGCGACCUAGGGGCAGCUAAACCGUGCGGAAUGGGGGAGCCAACCUCACGCUUUGGAACUGAAAUCAUCCUUUUUACUAGAGACAACAAAGGACGGGGGAAGGGGGGAGAAGAGGAGGGAAAGGAUCAUUUAUACGGCGCUCGCUAUGGCAGGCAUCUUAUGUUACGCGCCUUUUUCUUUAACAGCUAUUCUCUUACUUGAUAGUAAGAUCGUUUCUUUAAGAAGGAAGGACUCGGGAGUCCCCGAGGAAACAGCGGGACUUUAUUGACGCUCGCUCUAGCUAGAGGAAAAAUGAACUCCUCCCCAGGCUCACUCUCGCCCAACCCCUUCUUCCCCCGCCCCCUUCCGCGGGAUCCAGGCGUGAUUGGCUGAUUCCCCGAAGCCGGAAGUGGCGAUUCUGUCACCGGCGGCCCCGGCUCGGUGGAAGCCCGGAGUUUCCGCAGCCCCCACGGGCGGCUGCUGGACAGGAUUCAGGGAGAAUACAGAAGAUGCCAUCUCUCCUGUUGCUACCUACAGAUAUGCGACCAUAGCCCUGAAUCUCCAUUGCCCACAGAAAAAGUGAUGCUGCUUCUGUUUACGCACAAGAUGAGCCUGAUGUGGCCGACUUGCCUGGGAGUACAACCCCACAAGGAGACCAGCCCACCGCUCUGAUGCCGAAGGGGAGGCACAAAGUGCAACCAUGGAGUGCUGUCCUGGAGCCCUCCCUGAGCCUGCCUGCCUGCCUCUGGCUGAUAGGAACUGGCUUCUUCUUGUUGGUUCCCUUGGUCACGACUCUAGAACUAACAGAGACAAUCGGACCUGAGGUCCAGAGUCCUAGGGGGCUGAGUUGGGCUGUGCUCCUGGACAGGCUGGAGGGUGAGAACAAGCAAGAGAGUGAGGAGCAACGGGCAGACGCCCUGGCCCAGGCUGCAGGCCUGCUGAAUGCGGGACGCAUUGGGGAACUUCAGGGGCACUAUCUCUUCAUCCAGCCCCCUGGCCACCCUGGAGUCCAGCAAGAGGAGGCUGCCCGAAGGCAGGCCGAAGCAGUGUUGUCUGGGCACAAAGCUGUGCGCUGGCAUUCAGAGCAGCGGUUAUUGAAGCGCGCCAAACGCAGCGUGCUCUUCAAUGACCCCAAGUACCCCCAGCAAUGGCAUCUGAAUAACCGGCGAAUCCGUGGCAGAGACAUCAACGUGACAGGUGUUUGGGAGCGUAAUGUGACAGGACGAGGAGUGACAGUGGUGGUGGUGGAUGAUGGAGUGGAGCACACCAUCCAGGACAUUGAACCUAACUAUAGCCCUGAAGGCAGCUAUGACCUCAACUCUAAUGACCCUGACCCCAUGCCACACCCAGAUGUGGAGAAUGGCAAUCAUCAUGGCACUCGCUGUGCUGGCGAGAUCGCUGCGGUGCCCAACAACAGCUUCUGUGCAGUGGGGGUGGCGUAUGGGAGCAGAAUUGCAGGUAUCCGGGUGCUGGAUGGACCUUUGACUGACAGCCUGGAGGCUGUGGCCUUCAACAAGCACUAUCAGAUCAAUGACAUCUACAGCUGCAGCUGGGGACCAGAUGAUGAUGGAAAGACAGUUGAUGGCCCCCACCAACUUGGAAAGGCUGCCUUGCAACAUGGGGUGAUUGCUGGUCGCCGAGGUUUCGGGAGUAUCUUUGUGGUAGCCAGUGGCAAUGGGGGCCAGCACAAUGACAACUGCAACUACGAUGGAUACGCCAACUCUAUCUAUACAGUUACCAUAGGUGCCGUAGAUGAGGAAGGACGUAUGCCAUUCUAUGCAGAGGAAUGUGCCUCUAUGCUGGCUGUCACUUUCAGUGGUGGGGACAAAUUGCUUCGAAGUAUUGUGACCACUGACUGGGACCUGCAAAAGGGCACAGGCUGCACUGAAGGGCACACGGGGACCUCUGCAGCAGCCCCCUUGGCGGCUGGCAUGAUUGCCUUGAUGCUGCAGGUGAGGCCAUGCCUCACCUGGCGUGAUGUCCAGCACAUCAUUGUCUUCACAGCUACCCGGUACGAAGAUCGCCGUGCAGACUGGAACACCAAUGAGGCUGGCUUCAGCCACAGUCACCAGCAUGGCUUCGGUUUGCUCAAUGCUUGGAGGCUUGUCAAUGCUGCCAAGAUCUGGACAUCAGUCCCUUACUUAGCUUCAUACAUAAGUCCCAUAUUAAAAGAGAACAAGAGAAUCCCAGUGUCCCCCCACUCCCUGGAAGUCUUAUGGAAUGUCAGCAAGAGUGACCUGGAGAUGUCAGGGCUGAGGACCCUGGAGCAUGUAGCAGUGACUGUCUCCAUCACCCACCCCUGUCGAGGUAGCUUAGAGCUGAAGCUCUUUUGUCCCAGUGGCAUGAUGUCCCUAAUUGGUGCCCCACGAACCCUGGACAAAGAUCCCAGUGGCUUCAACGAUUGGACCUUCUCCACGGUUCGGUGUUGGGGGGAGCGUGCCCAGGGCACCUAUAAACUUGUCAUCAGGGAUGUAGGGGAUGAGCCCCUCCAAGCUGGGGCCCUUCAGCAGUGGCAGCUGAUGCUCUACGGCUCAGUGUGGAGUCCGGCCGACAUCAGAGAGAGGCAAAGGCAGCUGGAGGAUGCCAUGAGUGGGAAGUAUCUGCACGACGGUUUCUCUCUGCCCUGCCCCCCUGGACUAGACAUCCCCGAGGACGAGGGCUACACCAUGAGCCCCAACACUCUCAAGACCCUGUUGCUGCUGGGCUGCUUUGCCGUGUUCUGGACCUUCUACUACCUGCUAGAGGUGUAUCUGAGCCAGAGGGAUGUGACCUUUGACCUAGCCUGCACAGGAGGCCAUUGCUGGUGGCUCCAGAGAGGCCGGAAGGCCUUGGAAGAGGGGACAGAGCUGGAAUCGGUGCCUCUGUACCACGGCAAGGACACGGGUGAGGCUGAUACCGAGACGGAAGACUACCCUCCCUCUUCUGGCCUUCAGGCCCCUGAUCUGUUGGAUCAGAGCAACUGGGACCUGGUCCAGGGCAGGGACAGAUUCCCAGAACUCGCCCAUCAGAACCUCCAACCCGACCUGCUUCACAGGGAGCAGGAACAACAGGUGUGCUGACCCAACGGCACAGCAGACUCAGGACAGAAUUUGCACAGUCCCCGAACCCCGAUUUUUGCUGGGGAGGGGCGGGAAACAGAAGCCCAGAGGAGCUGCCUUCACCCUUUCUGGAGGUUUCCAGGCUGAGCUAGGAGACCUACAGCCAAAUCACACCUCCUCUGCUUCUAAGGUCCUGGAGGGCUACAAGACCCUGUCUGUCCUCUUCCCUCACUCCACCCAGCUCAGGUAGGGCACAGGUCCCUUACUCUGAGGCCCAGGGGGCCUCCAAGAUGCACAGCCCAGAAAAGGGGUGCCCCAAGGUCAGGUGGGAAUGGAGGACACACAACAUCACAGCUUGGAAGAUCAGUUUGUAGCCAGAAAAUAAGCAGGCCCUCUGUGCUGGGGGUGUGGAAAGGGAGAGUCCUGACUGUGACAGCUUGGGCACGAAAGGGACCUGCCACCACUGAAGCAGAAUUUCAAAAGAAACGAGUGAAAGACACCUGAGAACUUGUUUUGGGGAGAGAGGUGGGGUGGAGAAGGUGCAGAAAUGCAUGCUGGGGGUAUCAAGGACUUUCCUUUAGGUGAUGUCCCUCCCCCAUACAUUUUUUUUAAAGAGCCAGAAGCAGGGGAAGACUCAAAUACCCCUCCCCACAAUUGCUAUUCAAACUGCCACUCCUCCAUCUUUCCUCCUGAAAUUUGUACUUUAGGCCUCCCCAGGGGAGGCUUAACCUUGGUCCAGGUCAUUAUGGCCCAGGGAACUGGCCCUGCCUUGAAUGAGCUGCCUUUACCCUCCUCCCCCAGGAUCCCAAAGAGCAACCACUUGCCACUUGGUCUGCGCAGUCCUCCUUGAGAAGUAGUCCUGGGCCCCAGAUGGGGCCUGAAAGGGAGGUUUCACAGGCCAUGCUGGGGAGGCAAGUAGGCAAGUGCGCAGGGACGUUGUGGGAAAACAGCCCAGGGUAUGGAGAGAGGCCUUGUCCCCUGGGAAGUGCCCAGGGAAGCAGAGGCUGGGCCCCUAGGAGAUAAUGGCAUACCUCUCAGGUUUUCUGUUCCUCCCCAACCUGGGCUGGCUCCCCCAUUCAGAGCUGGUUUGUUGGUUUGAAGUAUUUUUUUAAGGGCUUAAAUUUAUUUUUCUCUUUUCACAGCAAAAUUUUGUUGAUUUUUUUUUUUUUUUCUGCACAGCUUUUCCAAAAUAAAAACCUACCUAGCCAACCUUAGACUCUGAGCUGGUCAAUAUACUCCCUAAUUCAUUUAAAUCGCAGCUCCAGCGUCUGCACCCCGAUUCUCCUUUCAUUUUUUUAACCAAAAGCAAGCACGGGGCAACUCCUCAUUCUCCACCCAGUCCAGGACUGUUUGAACUCUCAGCUGGCAGGGCACAUAGUAGGCCUAGUCCCUUCCCUCCCAUCCCCAGCACUACCUAAGGGCUUGCCACAAAUCAAGAUUGCUAGGCUAGCCGGGUGUGAGAAAAGAUUGACAUAGUAUUUUUUCCUCUAAAUUUUAACUCCUAAAAUACCAAUGUACAAAAUGGAAGGUGGGGUGGGGUGCGGGGAGAGCAUGGACUGGAAAUUCCUUCUCUGGGCUGUUGUCUUUUUCAAAGAGGACAUGGCUAGUCCUCAACCUAGCCUCCCUCUCAGGAGAAGGGGUAGAAGAUGGUUGUGGAGAUUGGGAAGAGGAUUUUGGUUGGGCCAGGGAAGGGUGCUUUAGGAUAGAGAGAGCCGCCCUGAGGAGGCAGGGGG